AUCCUGUCACCCUACCAAUUCUGAGGGACAUGGAGGACACUGGUCUGUUUUGGAAAAUGGAACGAUUGUCAGCCAAUGGCAGCGCCAUAAACAACAACUAUAGCCAAAAGGAUAUUGUUGAAGUACCACUACGAAAUGGUUCUAACUCAAGCUCACAAUUUGUUGGCGUGGAGUUAGUCCAAUCCUUCAAGCCCCUGAUCAUCCCUUGCUAUGCCCUUGUAGUGAUGGUUGGCAUAUUUGGUAAUUAUCUGCUCUUGUACGUGAUCUGUCGGACUCGGAAGAUGCACAAUGUCACCAAUUUCUUCAUUGGAAACCUGGCAUUCUCGGACAUGCUGAUGUGUGCCACCUGUGUGCCUUUCACAUUGGCCUACGCCUUCAAUCCUCAUGGCUGGGUGUUUGGGCGUUUCAUGUGCUACUUGAUUUUCCUCAUCCAGCCAGUCACAGUUUACGUCUCAGUAUUCACUUUGACAGCCAUUGCUGUUGACAGGUAUUACUCAACAGUUCACCCGCUGAAAAAACGGAUCUCUGUCUCGGCUUGUGCUGGAGUGUUGGCUGGCAUCUGGCUCCUGUCUUGUGCCCUGGUUGCCCCUGCCAUCGCGCACACAUACCAUGUUGAAUUUCAGGAGGAGGGCUUUACCAUUUGUGAAGAGUUUUGGAUGGGGCAGGAGAGGGAGCAUCUCACCUAUGCCUACAGCACACUCAUCAUGACCUACAUUCUGCCACUGUCAGCCCUCUCCAUCUCCUACUUGUGUAUCACGGUGAAGCUGCGUAACAGGGUGGUCCCGGGUCACCCCACGCAGAGCCAGGCUGAGACCGAGCGUAACCGGAAGAGGAAGAUCUUUCGCCUAGUAGUCCUGGUAGUGGCAGCCUUUGGGAUCUGCUGGUUGCCAAUCCAUGUUUUCAACAUUUUGCGUGAUAUUAACAUCAACCUCAUUGACAAGCACUAUUUCCUGCUGAUUCAACUGCUCUGCCAUUGGUGUGGCAUGAGCUCAUCCUGCUGCAACCCCUUCCUAUAUGCGUGGCUACAUGACCGCUUCCGGGCCGAACUGCGUAAGAUGUUUACCUGCCGGAGGAGGAUCAUCAUUCCCAACAACAACUGUGUGACGGUCAACGUGACAUUGUGAGAGGCAGUGAAUGGUGUACAGGUUGUUCAUAAUGGACUAGAAAUGGGCAUUAGCAUCCAGUAGGAGGCACAGUUCUUAAG
Messenger RNA from Erpetoichthys calabaricus (reedfish), 1204 nucleotides. It is a transcript of the gene prlhr2a, whose product is annotated as prolactin releasing hormone receptor 2a. The record is from RefSeq and is a predicted model, not a curated record. Gene Ontology annotation, cellular component: neuron projection; plasma membrane. Bases 30 to 1124 code for a protein of 364 amino acids. The transcript has 2 exons. NCBI's taxonomy places the organism in Eukaryota, Metazoa, Chordata, Cladistia, Polypteriformes, Polypteridae. Gene Ontology annotation, molecular function: neuropeptide Y receptor activity; neuropeptide binding. Gene Ontology annotation, biological process: G protein-coupled receptor signaling pathway.